Messenger RNA from Podospora pseudocomata, 594 nucleotides. RefSeq names its product transcriptional activator hap3 (gene HAP3). NCBI's taxonomy places the organism in Eukaryota, Fungi, Ascomycota, Sordariomycetes, Sordariales, Podosporaceae. The coding region runs from base 1 to 594 and encodes 197 amino acids. Gene Ontology annotation, molecular function: protein heterodimerization activity; RNA polymerase II cis-regulatory region sequence-specific DNA binding; DNA-binding transcription activator activity, RNA polymerase II-specific. Gene Ontology annotation, cellular component: CCAAT-binding factor complex; nucleus. Gene Ontology annotation, biological process: regulation of transcription by RNA polymerase II. The record is from RefSeq and is a predicted model, not a curated record. The transcript is spliced from 4 exons.
AUGUCCGACUCCCCCCAAUCCAAUUCAAAGGACGUUGAACAUGGUGCACCGUCACCCGAGGACGAAGCACAAAUGAACGACCCUCAGGACCCACUCUCGAGCGGCCACGCCUAUGAGUUUGAUGUUAAAGAGCAAGACAGAUGGUUACCCAUAGCCAAUGUCGCCCGCAUCAUGAAGAAUGCGCUCCCCGAGAAUGCCAAAAUAGCCAAGGAGGCGAAGGAGUGCAUGCAAGAGUGCGUUAGCGAGUUCAUCUCGUUCAUUACAAGCGAGGCUUCGGAAAAAUGCCACCAAGAGAAAAGGAAGACGGUGAACGGCGAGGAUAUUCUGUUUGCCAUGACGUCUCUUGGGUUUGAGAACUACGCCGAAGCACUCAAGAUUUACUUGUCCAAGUACAGAGAGCAGCAGUCGACAUCAAACCGCGACGGCCAACAAAACAGACCAAACAGCCAGGGUUACGGUGCGCCAGGCCAGUCGAAUCCUGGCGGCGGCUUCGCCGGUGGUGAUCUCGGAGGCCAGCCAGAGGGCGCUGAUGCUCAAGGCUACAACAUCUACGGAGCUCAGCCAGGUCACAACGGUGCACCUGGGGAGUAUUAA